This is a messenger RNA of Amoebophrya sp. A120, 925 nucleotides long. The record is from the annotation of a GenBank genome assembly. NCBI's taxonomy places the organism in Eukaryota, Dinophyceae, Syndiniales, Amoebophryaceae.
AGAAAGUAAGAACAAGACCCCAAUCAUCAGACGGCUGCUUUCCAACCGUAGCCAUAUUGAUUGCUGCCUUAAGCAGCAGCGCCUCGCCAGUUACGGGCGGGGAAAGACCAUGAGGUCCUCUUCGUGUCCGCCUUGCAAUUCGAAGAUGGUCCAGAAGUGGAUUUUCUUCUUCCUCGUCCCUGCAGCUGGGUGAUUUGGCAGAUGACGAUGAGAUUCUUUUCUUGGUGGAGCUCGGCCAAGGUUUUUCUUCACUGCAGAUGGCGGGGGCUCUGCAUGGGAAAUUCCUACCGUGCUCCCCGACGCGCUAUCCAUGCAGCCCUCUCCGGUCAAAGGUCUGCAUCGAAAUUGUGGAAGCGUGAGCGCGACACCGCACUUUGGUGCGUCAUCGCAACUCUGGCAGUACAUCUAUCUUGUGUCCACCACCAUCCCGUUGACCUCUUCGCGUGUGUGGAUGCGUACACUUGGCGAGACAGCCGGGGGCGUCCAGACGUCGCGACAACCCGCCAACACCAAGCUGUACGCGACAGAAGCAGAACUAUCGUCCUCGGUGAUGUAUACGAUUUCCACCUUCCUUCCAAUGUGCCGCUCAGUGGCCUCGAGUGGAAGCUUGUUGCGCGGAAGCGUGAAAUGCAGAAGAAGAAGCACCGACAGUCGGCCCGAUACUCGUAUAGACGACUGCUAUACCUAUACCGCACUUGCAGCUGGGCCGCCAGACGUUUCAACGCUCGCACAUGCACUUUGCCUGUUACUCCGUCGCGAGGUUUGCGCGGCAUCUACCUGGAAAACCCCAACGAUUACCCCAUCACGGUCCACAGCACCGACUUUGACAAGCAGUACCGGCUUGAGGAGCAGAUGCUGGAGAUCUACGAGCACGACCCGCUCUACAAGUACUCCGAGUUUUCGUUGCGGUCCGACAUGUCGGUGA